AUGGCGGCCCGGCCCCAGCCGUGCGCCCGCGCGGCCCUGCUGUCCCUGCAGGUGGUGCUCAAGGGGGUGGUCAAGCAAUUUUUCAACGAAAAAGAGGUGACCAGCACCCUCGUCAUGGACGCGCUGCACGCGGGCUGCCGGCAGCUGGAGGAGGCCAGCAGGGCCUGGGCGGCGGGCACGCUCGCGGACGGCCCGCCCAGCGUAGUGAUCCGCGCCGAGCGCAACACCUUCACGUUCGGCGCGUCGCUCCCGGAGGUCGCGGAGCGAAGCGCCAGCCCGGACUGGAUCCCGCCCUACCGAGAGGACAAGGGCGUGCUGGGCGCUGACGGCCUCGCGCUGCGCAGCGGCGCGGAGUCAGGGCCGGAGGGGGAGGCGCGGCGUGAUAGUGUCGACCGGGACGAGCGGCGGCUGGGGGAGCUGGGGCGCAAGACGGUGGAGAUGCUGGCGAUCGCGCAUAUAUUCUGCGAGAGGCUCGAGAGCGAGUACCGCCAGUACCAGGCUCUGAAGCGGCAGGAGGCGCUUAUCGCGGAGGAGGAGGAGGCGGGCCGCCUGGAGGACGAGCGGCAGGCGGCGCGGCAGCAGGCGGAGAAGGAGCGGCGUGCGAAGAAGAAGCAGAAGCAGCAGCGGCGCAAGGAGGAGGAGCGGCUGCGGCGCGCGGCGGAGGAGGACGAGCGGCGGCGGGCGGAGGAGGAGCAGCGGCGGGAGCACGAGGCGCGCGCGGAGGAGCGGCGGCGGCAAGACCGGGAGGGGCGCGAGCGCGAGGCGGCGGCGGCCGCGGCGGCGGUCGCGCAGCGCGAGCGGCGCCAGAAGCAGCAGCAGCAGCAGGAGGAAGAGGAGCAGCAGCAGCAGCAGGCGGCGGGCAGCAGCGGCAGGGGCGCGCCGCGCGGGGAGGGCGGCGGCGACGCGGAGCGCUCGGCGGGUGGCAGCGCGCUGCGGUCGCACGUGCUCGCCGCCCAGAACGGGCACCGCAGCAGCAGCCCCGGCAGCAGCGCAAGCAGCGACGCCAGCGACGCCACCGGCUCGAGCGGCCGGCCCGCCAGCUCGUCGCGCGCGCCCGCGCCGCCGCAGGGCCGGAGGAGCCCGACGCACCCCAACCACUCGGCUGCCGCGGGCGCCUCGGCCCGCGCCGGCCCUGGCCCCAGCCCGGGCCCCGGCGCCGGCCCCGGCGCGGCGGCCGCGGCUGCCGCGGGAGCAGAGCUGGAGGCGCACAGGCGGCGCGUGGCAGAUCUGGAGGACCAGGUCGCGAUUUUGCAGCAGCACAACCGCAUGUACGAGGCCGGCGCUUCGAGCAGCGGCCGGCAGCUGGGGGACCUGCAGCGCCAGGUGGCGGACUUUUCAAAGGCGCUGGCCGACAAAGAGCGCGCGCUGGAGGGCCACAGGCGGCGCGCGGCGCAGCUGCAGGCGGCGGUGGAGGAGCGGGACGGCGUGAUCGCCGAGCUGCGGAAGCAGCUAGCGGCGGCGCAGGCGGCGGCAGCGGCGGCGGCAGCGGCAGCAGGGCUUCCUUAA
Molecule: messenger RNA, 1506 nt
Organism: Monoraphidium neglectum
Lineage: Eukaryota; Viridiplantae; Chlorophyta; Chlorophyceae; Sphaeropleales; Selenastraceae
Exons: 4
Coding region: 1-1506 (501 amino acids)
Source: RefSeq, a predicted model, not a curated record